GAUACAUCCAAAUUAUGAAAUGAUUUUAAAAUAUACAUGUUAAUUUUUGCCUCAUAUAGUUGGUGGAAUUUAGCCGUACUGUGCAUCUCGACGGGUUGUUCAAAGCUACCAAUGCUAUCAAAACUUCGGUGGCUGUUCACUUGAUAAUUUAAGGUGUUUAGGGGCACAAUAACAUUUAAUAAACAACGUGUGUACGAUACGUAAUAAGUGCGUUUAUACUAUAACGUGUGGGGGUGCUGAGUUAUUUUCUGCGUCGGUGCAAUGUCCUUAAAAUACAUUUUCAGAUUUUGCAUUUAUUUUUUCCCCCUCUGAUGUAGCGCGCAUGCGCAAUGUGUACAUUCUGCCGGGUAGAGUUGGAGACUGUGACUGUGCUCGAUUUCUGCCGCGAACGGUUAGGAAGCAUAAUGUGCAUGAAAGUAACUGAGUUAUUUAUCAUUGAAUUUCAAAAUGGAACUUGCCCAACACCGCUGACAAACAACACUAGGAAUACAUCAGUACAAUACACGGCAAGAAAAAAAAUGCAGAAAAACAGUUAAAAACUGUGGCGUUUGUUCAUAGUUAUUUAUGGGAUAUUAUGUAAUGUUAUGUUAUGGUAACGGGGGACUGGAGGACAAAGAGUGUUUGUUACCGACGGGUUGAAAUAGUCAUCCUCAACACGUUGCGUCGUAGUUUAUGCUUUCGAUCUGGAAAUGAAGAAGACGUCUACUUCAUAGUGCUCUGUGCCGGUCGGAGUAGUCAGAUCCUGCGGCACACUGGCUCACUUGUUUACUUUGUUUCGAUGAAUCGGCCAUCGUCUACUCCGGAGUACAUGCGCAUCUCUGCUGCUACUCAUUAAAACACGUCGUUCCCACAAGGACUGUUUCAGCCGUUCCCUUUGCAUACAUCCUUCCAUUCACUAAAACCUCUUCAUCUCAUGGCUCUUAAAUUUGUGGGCUUGCUACUACUGUGGAGCCUCCCACUCGUUCAGUCCGACACAAUCAGGUCUCUGUGUAAUGUCACCUGCUCGACGGACUACGAUGUGUCACUGAAUUGCUCGUGUUCGGGCUUUGUGCCGAAGCAUCCUUUCUUCGUACAAUUCAGCUGCAGGAAUGGAGAUGACAAGGUCGACGGUAGAUGCGAAGUCAAACCACCUCAACUCUGGUGCAUAGCUUACGCGGAAUACCUCUACGAAGUCGUAUCUAUCGGAACCAGGUGCAGUGCCACAGCCAGUGAGCACGGCAGUGAGGAGAUACUGGAGGAAGUCAGUGAAGCAUCCCAAUGGGAUCUGAGUGAUGUUGUGAAACCUCAGCCUCCCAGUGAUGUCCGAGUGACUCUUAGUGAUGGAUCCUACAACAUCUCUUGGAUGCGCAGCAGUAGGCCAGACUGUAUGACCUACAGGGUCAGAGUAGGGCUGAGCAAAGACUCGUCCAAGGAACGGAUUUUUACGUUAAUGGAAAACACGUACAUUCGGUUAGACUCAAAGGAACUGCAGCAGUACACCAACUACACGGUGAAUGUGCAGGCCAAAAUGUGUCCCGGAAAUGUUUAUCAGGGUCCAUGGAGUGAGUGGAGUGCAAGUACAGAGUGGAGAACACAUGCGUCUGCAGACAAUGAAGACGGAGGAAAUCUACAGUACCAGUGGAUCAUUCUGGCCAUCUGCAUUUUCCUCGCCUUCCUCCCCUUGGCGCUGUUUUGGAUAAACAAUCAAAAUCCCCUAUCCAGGUUUUGGAAAGCGGCUACAUACAUUCCCAAAGCGAAGGUUUUCUUCAGACCUCUGUACUACGAGUACAGCGGCAACUUUAAGGAAUGGGUGAAGUCGGACUUCACUGAAUUCGACUACUUCAGGACAGACUCUAAUGCGUUCGCAAACACCGAUGACUUUUUCCGCUGGAACAGCAAGAAGCCGAUUUGCCACGAAUACAGCGAAGUAAAUGAAGGCCAACAUUUCCUCCACGUACGUCAGCCUGACUGCAGCCUCCCGUUCGACGGUGAUUCGCUGGGCACCGGCAACUCGAUGAGACCCAUAUCCAUCCACACCGUCACCCUCUCUGGAAAAGAAUUUGAGGAGUCCCGAAUGUCUCUGAGCUCGCUGGCGAGCUAUCAAGACGGGAGAAGCUUUGGCUCGUUCCAAGAGGACAACCUGAGCCACAUUGGCUAUCACCUAGAGUCACCACUCCUUGAGGAAAACAGUGAGACGUUUCCAGAACGCGAGAACGAGACUUCCAACGUGUUAGCAGAUGAACAUCACAUUAAGCUUGAGUCAAAGGUCCAGUUCGACAGGUCAAAAAGGAUUUCGCUGGGCUCUCUGGCCUCAGACGAGCAGUCCGACGGGAUCCUCAGUCCUCAUGGCGAUCUGGACACAGUCGACAGCGGUUUUGUUGAGUGCAGUAGUCCCGGCACAUCAAACACGGGAUCGGAAAAGCAGACGGAGGCAGAGUUUUUCUACGAGUACAAGAACUCAAACUCUAACUAUGUCAAACAGUGGAUGAUAUGCAACGCUAUUCAUGAAAACACCAGCAACGUCGAUGAGGUGUCGUGCGGAACGCAGCAGUGAUUUACAUUUGCUACUGUGAAUUGUAAUGUUUUUACUUAUCAACUUUGGUGAGUUGGAUUGGUGAGUUGGAAUCUGUCUCCUAAAAGGUCAGGAAGUAGGAGGCAACCGCCAUAUUUUACUCCCGUUUGCUCUGUAUUUUCCGGACUCUGGAGUAUAAGUCGCACCAGCCAAAGUAUAAAAAAAAAGGGCGUGACUUACAGGAGUAGCAGAUACCGCUGCACAAGCCUAGAGUGCCCUCUAGUGGCUGCCAGUGUGAAAAUAAAAAAACAUCGGAAAUUAUAUAUCUUAAUAUAUAAGUCGCAGCUGAGUAUAAGUCAAAAACCUUGCCAAGGGAUG
Molecule: messenger RNA, 2869 nt
Organism: Cynoglossus semilaevis (tongue sole)
Lineage: Eukaryota; Metazoa; Chordata; Actinopteri; Pleuronectiformes; Cynoglossidae
Gene: il21r.1
Product: interleukin 21 receptor, tandem duplicate 1
Exons: 9
Coding region: 914-2533 (539 amino acids)
Biological process (GO): cytokine-mediated signaling pathway
Cellular component (GO): external side of plasma membrane
Molecular function (GO): cytokine receptor activity; protein binding
Source: RefSeq, a predicted model, not a curated record